CACACACACACACACACAGAGCAGUCCAGUCUCUUACACUCUCUCACACACACAGAGCAGUCCAGUCACAUCCGCUUGCUCCGGAACAUUCUUUCACGUCAUUACAUCAGUUUCAGAAGAGUCCAAUCUCUCCCUGGAGAAAGAGGAGAGCGAAACAGAGAGAAGGAGGGAGAGAGUGAAACACGAGAGAGUGCUCUAUUUAACACCAUGGAGACAGCCUGGACACUGGGUAGAGCGUGAGUCGAAAAGCAAGAUUUUAAAAGGAGGGCACGUGUGAUUCUUCUCCAUCGACUCUACGUGAGUAACUGUGUGUGUGUGAGAGAGAUUCUGUUUAUCACUCAACUCAACCAGAUAAACUGAGUGUUCGACUGAGAUAAUUGUCUGGACCAUAUUUAAGAGAGCUCUAAGAAAUAGUCGUAUGAAGAUGUGAAGAUAUCAUGUGUUCACAUCUGAAAGGUGUCUGUAGGUUAAAAAAAUAUGUUUCAGAUGAGGCGAAUAAGUAAUAACUCCAGAAUGGAAACUGCAGCCCCACUAGAGGUCAGCAGAUAGUAGCAAAUAAAUACUGAGCUCUUCCUCCGUCCUUUUCUCUCUCUCUGGAGAGUUUAUAGUGUGUAAACAUGAUCCUGCACUAGAACACUGUGUCCUGGGGAUUGAGUAACUCGCCAACGCUUGCCCCCUGCACUCCAAACCAGUGUGUGUGCGACUGUGUUACUGUCCACCUUCCACUCCUGUGUGUUUUUCAAGUGUCUGGAUACAUCUGUCUGUCAGCUCCAGCUGACAUGUGACUAGUCAUGGUGAUGGCCUCAUAUCCUUCCUUCCUUUCUUCCUUAGUUUCUCUCCCUUCCCUCGUCCUCUAGUCAGUCUCAGACAUACUUACUGUGUCUAAGCAUUCACACUGUCACCAGCUGGAAUGUCACACUGUGAAACAAAAACAGAGGGAUGGACAGAGACAGAGACUGAGAGGGGUAGAGAGACAGACUGAGAGGGGUAGAGAGACAGAGACUGAGAGGGGUAGAGAGACAGAGACUGAGAGGGGUAGAGAGACAGAGACUGAGAGGGGUAGAGAGACAGAGACUGAGAGGGGUAGAGAGACAGAGACUGAGAGGGGGAGAGAGACAGAGACUGAGAGGGGGAGAGAGACAGAGACUGAGAGGGGGAGAGAGACAGAGACUGAGAGGGGGAGAGAGACUGAGACUGAGAGGGGGAGAGAGACUGAGACUGAGAGGGGGAGAGAGACUGAGACUGAGAGGGGGAGAGAGACUGAGACUGAGAGGGGGAGAGAGACUGAGACUGAGAGGGGGAGAGAGACUGAGUACGACAGAAACUGAAAGCAGCAGAGAACUGAAGUGGAAGGAGUUAGAUUGUCCGAAAAUCGACUGAGGGGAAAAAAUCUGAAGAAACUGAAGUAUAAGGAGGAGAAAGACAGUGAAGGAGUCAUCAAAAUAGCAAGAGGAAUAGGAGCUAGAGUAGAGUGCUGUUGUUCUCAGACAGACAGAGAGAGACAAAAAUGGUGAGGAUUUCACUAAACCACAGUGAUGUAGUCUAAGGAUGGAGAUGAUGGGUUUGACCACAGUUCUAUCAAGCGUAUUUAUUUAUUUAUAUGUCUCUCUUUAGAUCCACUCUAUCUAUUCUUUUUCUAGCUACUCUCGCUCACAAAAUGGCUUCCAAGGAAUUUAGAGGAUGAGUCAGAGCCUAACUCACGAGGGAGUAGCUGUCUGUCUGUCGUCCUAUGAAUGUGCUAGCCUUUUUAAUCUGUGGGUAUUGUGUUGGUAAACUAAAAUAAUGUAUAGCUGUUGACUCAUCAACCUAAGAGCAUAUUACAUGCUACAUAUACAAGUGGUUACAGAUUAUCUAUUUAGUCUGAUUCAGACAUGGUCUUUCAUGUGAGAGCCUGAGAGACAUCUGCCCCACAGACAGUCUCUGCUGACUGCUGGGUAACUUGACAGGAGUUUUGCACUCUUGUUUCAUAAUGUCUCAUGAGCUGUGUGUGGUGUGUGUGUGUGUGUGUGUGUGUGUGUAUGUAGGCUUGAUUAUGCGCACACACUGUAUGUGGACAGUGUAAUGUAUUUCUGUAAUAUGUUGUCUCCGUGUCCUCAGUGUGUCCAAUGGGCAGCAGUAGCAGCAGCAGGCUGUUUGGUACCCUGGCCCAGACCCUGAACAGUGCUCCCCUGGCCCAGAAGGACUACUGCCCAGACCCAGAGCACCAGGACUCAGACCAGGACCCGGAGGGCCUAGAGCAGACCGACCCAGACCAGCUGCUCCGGGAGUGCGAGGAGGCCCUCCAGAACCGGCCGGCCCGGCCACACAGGGACCUGGUCUACCCUGCAGACCCAAAACACCAGCACCAAUACAGGAACCAUGAGCAGCAGCACACACCGUCCAUACGGGUCAUGACGUGGAACAUCCUAGCUCAAGGUGCAUAGUCCUCUGAUAGAUGAUAGAGUACUAUAGAUUACAGAAGACCACCAGAGCAGCACAUGUACUGUAUGAACACCUUCCUAAUAUUGAGUUGUACCCCAUUUUGCCCUCAGAACAGCCCCAAUUCAUCGGGGCAUGGACUCUACAAGGUGUCGAAAGCGUUCCACAGGGAUGCUGGCCCAUGCUGACAAGUUGGCUGGGUGUCCUUUGGGUAGUGGACCAUUAUUGAUACACACGGGAAACUGUUGAGCGUGAAAAACCCAGCAGCGUUAAAGUUCUUGAUACAAACCGGUGCGCCUGGCACCUACCAUACCCCGUUCAAAGGCACUUAAAUCACCCUCUGAAUGGCACACAUACACAGUCCAUGUCUCAAGGCUUAAAAAUCCUUCUUUAACCUGUCUCUUCCCCUUCAUCUGCACUGAUUUGAAGUGGAUUUAACAAGUGGCAUCAAUAAGGGAUCAUAGCUUUCACCUGGAUUCACCUGGUCAGUCUGUCUUGGAAAGAGCAGGUGUUCUUAAUGUUUUGUACACUCUGAAUAUCCAAGACACUGUUGCUCUCAAGACUUCAGACCAUGAUAAUGCUCAGUGCUCACAAUGUCUUUCGAUCAGGAAUGGGGAGAAGUGUACAACGGUACAAAGUAAUGUCUACUGCUAAUGUCUGGUAACUGUCCUCUCUCCUCUCCUCUCAGCUCUAGGGGAGGGUAAGGAUGGCUUUGUGCGAUGUCCUCUGGAAGCUCUGAACUGGGCUGAGAGGAAGUACCUGAUCCUGGAAGAGAUCCUCACCUACCGCCCUGACAUCCUGUGUCUCCAGGAAGUGGACCACUACUACGACACCUUCAAGCCCAUCCUGGCCAGCCUGGGCUACCACAGCACCUUCAUGCCCAAGCCCUGGUCCCCCUGCCUGGACGUGGCCAGCAACAACGGCCCUGACGGCUGUGCUCUCUUCUACCGCCACGCCCGCUUCAGCCUUCUCCACACCUCCCACCUGCGCCUCUCUGCCAUGAUGCUGCCUACCAACCAGGUGGCCAUCGUGCAGACGCUGCGUUGCCGGGCGACGGGCCAGAGGCUGUGCGUGGCCGUGACCCACCUGAAGGCGAGGAGCGGCUGGGAGAGGCUGAGGGGUGCCCAGGGGGCUGACCUACUGCAGAGCCUGAAGGCUAUAACCUCACGGGCAGCUGGGUCAGACCCAGUCAGUAGGGGAGCUGGGGGAGGGAAUGGGACAGAGGGGGUGCCUCUGAUAGUGUGUGGGGACUUUAACGCUGAGCCCUCGGAGGACGUGUACAGGCGUUUUAUCUCCUCCCCCCUGGGUCUGGACUCAGCCUAUAAGCUGCUGAGUGCAGACGGGCAGACAGAGCCGGCCUACACUACCUGGAAGAUCCGUCCCUCAGGGGAGAGCUGCAGUACCCUGGACUACAUCUGGUACUCUCAUGGUGCUUUCACUGUGGACACCCUGCUGGACAUACCCACUGAGGAACAGAUAGGACCUGACCGCCUGCCCUCAUACCACUACCCCUCCGACCACCUCUCACUGCUCUGUGAUGUCAGCUUCAGGGAGCCCAGGGAUCAACCUCAUAGGCUGAUGUAGGCUGCCUAUCACAGAGGCAUCGGCCAAUAGGGCUCCAGUUCAGGACAAUGCAGGAAGAAUCGACUUGAUCAAACAAUGUGUGGGAGUGUAAUACUGGAGAACUGAAUGCUUAUUUUACUUGACCUGGUGGUGAAAUUUGAUUCUGCAGACUUGACACCAGAGAGUAGAUAUUUCUUUUUUAUAAAAACCAGCACUUGAUGAAAUUUACUUUUUUCCCCUUGAGGUAGUUUUCUGUCAAGUGAGAUGUUAUCCCUCAUGAUCGUUUUUCUUCAUGUGAGGUGUUUAACUGGUUUUAAAGGAACUGGAGAAUAGGAUCAUAUCAAUACUGUAACUGCUAUAAUUUUCAGUGCUGUGGCAGCAAGAUUGCCAAUGAGCAUGUCAAAAUAAAAUACUUAGACAUUC
Messenger RNA from Coregonus sp. 'balchen', 4404 nucleotides. Lineage: Eukaryota; Metazoa; Chordata; Actinopteri; Salmoniformes; Salmonidae. The record is from the annotation of a GenBank genome assembly.